Molecule: messenger RNA, 5299 nt
Organism: Pteropus alecto (black flying fox)
Lineage: Eukaryota; Metazoa; Chordata; Mammalia; Chiroptera; Pteropodidae
Gene: HDHD5
Product: haloacid dehalogenase like hydrolase domain containing 5
Exons: 10
Coding region: 2358-3452 (364 amino acids)
Biological process (GO): glycerophospholipid biosynthetic process
Cellular component (GO): mitochondrion
Source: RefSeq, a predicted model, not a curated record
UUUUUAGAGCAGUUUUAGGUUUACAGAAAAAUUGAGCAGAAAGUAUAGAAAAGCCCUAUAUAUACAUCACCCCAGUUUCCUUGAUUAUUAACAUCUUGAGUUAGUGUGGCACAUUUGUUACAGGUGAUGUGUACCUUCACAUUCUGUGUCGCUUAGUGCCUGGUUCUCUAUGUACAUUCACCUGAGGGUUGAAAGUGGUAUUACUCCCUAUGUAGUUAUAGAUGAUGGACACUCAAGGAUGUUGCUAAAUUGUCCUGAAAACCUUCCUGUUCAGAGUAGCAGGGACUGAGGAUUUGUAUGUCUAAGAGAGUAAAUCUUGUGACUAUUUGGAAUAUGGCCACUAAGACUGUUAAAACUGUAUGUGAUUAGAUUUUGCAGCCAUCAGCACAGGUGAACUGUUUUAUUAUUUUUUUUCCCUAUGUAAGUUUUCAGAAAUCCAAAAACAGAAUAAUACAGCAGAUUCUCAGAAAACGUCGUUUUGUUAUAAAGUUGAUGAGGGGCCGUAGGAACUUAACUCUUGUUAAUAUCAAUUAGUCUUUGGUAAAAAUGUUUUCAUUAUAUGUCGUUUUGCUUAAAGUCACAGAACCUAUUCAGAAUGUUUAGGGAGCACUUACUGUAUUAUGAUCGCCAUAGACCCAUCUUCCAAAUUCAGCAAUUAUUAACAUUUUGCCACACUUGCUUUGCUUAUCUCCUCCCUCAACUCCUCCCCACCUUUUUUUGUGGCUCUAAGAUUUUAAAACAAAUUCCUCAUUGCUUGUUAUUUCAACCCUAAAUUAUUCUAUAUGUACCUCUAAGAAAAUAAGGACCUUUUGAAUAUAAUCACAGUGCUAUUAUCAUACCUACCAACAUUAGUAAUUCUUUAAUAUUACUUAAAAUCAAGUCCUUUAAAAAUUUUCCCUGGUUGUCUCAAAGUUAUGGGCAAAUAAGUUUUACAUUUGGACUUUCAGAACAGUGUGCUCUGUGUUCAUACUGACCAAGAAAGAAGGUGGACUGUGUGCUAGAUCACAGUCCUUUCCUCCAGUGACCUCCUUUGAAGAUCACUAACUCUUAGGAUGAUCAGGAAGUGCUGGAGGGAAGGUCUGCCUUAUUUCGCCCUAACCCUUCAUCUUUUGGGGCAUUCAACAGUCAGUCAACCUAUAUUGACAGGGUCUAAGCACUGUGCCAGAUUUGGGGAUUUGAAGGCAAAUCACACCCUCUCUUCUCUUUAGACCCGUGUGGUAAUUCUCUGAGAAAAAUAAGAUGACGAAAUCUGAAAAGAGCUAUGGUCCCUUUACCUAGGAAAAAUCCAGAGUUUUAAGAGGUUUUAUGGCCACCCUGAAAUCUGCCUGUGGACCCAAGUUAGGACUCAUAUUCUAGUAGGAUUCGUUGAGAAACAGGGAGAGGGUAAAGAGAUUCAUGAAGGCCAUCAGGUCCAUUGAGUACAGAGAAGAACCAGAACUCAAGUGGCUGGGGGCUGGUGGAAGGUGCAAGAGGACCUGGUACCUCCUGGAUCCCUUUCUUGCUCUAAGGUGUUGCUGUGUGGGCGGCUGAAGAGCUCUAACUUUGCUGUGAGCUUAGUUUGAGGCUGAAUUUUGAAUCUAGUACUUGUGAACUGGGUCACGUUUUAACUAUUCUCUUUGAAAUUGGUUUCUUACUCAUCCAGUCAGAUUAUUAAGUGAAUACAUAGUGAACACUGUGUAUAAACCAGGUCCCUUUCACUAGUUAAUGUCAACUGGAGAUAAUGACACCCACCACCCGUGUGCCGGUACAAGGAUUCAAUAAAAAUACCUUUGCUAUAUGUCUAGUUCAAUGCUCAUUACAAUAUACAGGUCUGGGGUUCAGCGGGAUCAGCCAUUGGGGCCGAUUCUGUUUGUUUAGACAUUUCCUGCAUUGCAUGUGGAAUUGGACAAGUUUCUCCCUAGCAGCUCUGUUUGCUGGUGAUCGGAAAUGCUGUCUUGUUGGUUUGAGUUCCUUUUCUCCUGUUUUUCCAGUGCCUCUUUCCAAUUCCAACUCAGCACUGCAGCUGUCAUUGUCUAAGCCUGUGAAGCUCUGCAGAAGCUAUCAUGAAGGAGCUGGAAGACUCCCUCCCUUAGUGGUCUUCCCUGUCAGUGGAGGCGAGAGGGGAUCAUUACUUUUCAAGCCCGCCUACCUUUGGGUUCCUGUUGGACAUCGAUGGAGUCUUGGUGCGUGGCCACAGAGUGAUCCCUGCUGCUGUGGAGGCCUUUCGCAGGCUGGUGAAUGCCCAGGGGCAGCUGCGGGUGCCUGUGGUCUUCGUCACAAAUGCUGGUAACAUCUUACAACAUGGCAAAGCCCAGGAGUUGUCAGCUCUGCUGGGCUUCAAGGUGGAGCCAGACCAGGUUAUUCUCUCUCACAGCCCCAUGAAGCUCUUCUCACAGUACCACGGAAAGCGGAUGCUAGUGUCUGGGCAGGGACCCCUGGUGGAAAACACCCGAGCGUAUCCUUUUGGUGCUUCUCGCUCUGGCAGAAGAGGAAGGGGCACGACUGAGGCCUUUCCUUCCAAGGCUGAGGGGGACUGUCAUGAGUCGUGCUGGACUCAGGGUGCCCGGGCUCAUGGGAGUCCUGUCAAGCACUUCCUAUGUGCCACCACUGUGCUGUGGGCUCCCAGGGGGCAGAAGCCAGGAGAAGCACAACUGGGCUUCGAGAAUGUGGUUACUGUGGACGAGCUGCGGAUGGCCUUCCCUGUACUUGACAUGGUGGAUCUCCAGAGGCGGCCAAAGACCACGCCCCUUCCAAGGAGCGACUUCCCUGCCAUUGAAGGGGUGCUCCUCCUUGGGGAGCCAGUUCGCUGGGAGACAAGCCUGCAGCUGAUCAUGGAUGUCCUUCUCAGCAAUGGGAAUCCUGGGACUGGUCUGGCGACGGCUCCCUAUCCCCAUCUCCCUGUUCUGGCCAGUAACAUGGAUCUUCUUUGGAUGGCUGAAGCCAGGAUGCCCAGGUUUGGCCACGGCACCUUUCUGUUGUGCCUGGAAACCAUUUACCGCAAAGUGACAGGCAAUGAGUUACGGUACGAGGGCCUGAUGGGCAAACCCAGCAUCCUCACUUACCAAUAUGCGGAGGACCUGAUCAGGCAGCAGGCGGAGAGGCGGGGCUGGGCAGCCCCCAUCCAGAAGCUCUAUGCUGUAGGUGAUAACCCUAUGUCUGAUGUCUAUGGUGCCAACCUGUUCCACCAGUACCUGCAGAUGGUGAAGCAUGAUGGGGCAGAGGAGCUGGGGGCUGAUGGCCUGUGGAAGCAGCGGCCCUCAGCAACCCAGAGCUGUUCCUCUAUCUUGGUGUGCACUGGCGUGUACAGUCCCAAGACCCCAGGGUCCACAGAGCCUGCCCAGGGAGAAGAGCCUCCCUUCCACGGGCACCGGGACUUCAGCUUCAGUCCAAAGCUUAUGGAGGCAUCUCACAUCGUGAAUGAUGUGGACGAGGCUGUGCAGCUGGUUUUCCACAAGGAGGGUUGGGCUUUGUAGUGAGGACUAUGCAUUGGAGGCAGGGGGAGGGAACGUGCCAGAGCUGUAGGUGACUUUCAUUUGCUGGCUUCUGGCCUGGAUCACUAGGGGUCACAUCAGGGCCUGCUCCCAUAGACACUCUUCCUGCUGCCCUACAGGUGUGCCCUACUGGUCACUUGGAAGAAGAAACUGGCUUUUUCUCCUGCUGGGCAGUAGCCACAGAAUAUACCCAGGGUAACAUUUGAGUAGAACUAUCAGGAUUUUCUGGGUCCAAUUCCUGUCUGCCUCUCCUGGCAGUCUGACCUCAGCCUAGGCCUUUUACCUCUGUGCCUCAGUUUCCUCCUCAAUUCAGUAGGGACUUCUGGAAAAAAGGAAGGUGAUAUGGAAUAAUGUGGAAAUUUCUGCAGGACUUUUAUCUACAUCGAGGGAACCACUGCAUGCCAGCCAGUUUCUUUAAAAUGGGAUUAUCAGGACUUCCCGUCAAGAUGGAGGAGUUGGUAAACUCUGUGCUCACCUUCUCUCACAACCACACCACAAUUAAAAGUAAAUUACAGAACAACCGUCAUUGAGAACUACCUGAAGACUAGAUGAAUAGAAGUCCUCUGACUAAGGAUAUAAAGAAGCCAUAUGGAGACUGGUAGGAUGGCUGCAGACACAGAAUGGGCUGGCCCCACACCCACGAGUGGUGGUUAAGAAUCUAGAAGAACAUCUCUGCUGUGGAGGUCUCCCCUGAGGAGGGAGGGGCCCCAGACACACACUGGGAUCCCCAAACCAGGGCACCAGUGCCAGGAAGAGAAGUCCCCAUAACAUCUAACUGUGAAAAACAAUGAGGAUUACAUCUGAGUUAGAUGAGGGGCUGCUGGAGACCAAGGCAUUCUCUUGAGGGGAUAGUGCACAGACUUGCUCACUCACAAACUUACUUGCUCUGUGCUCCAGCUCAGGGGCAACAGCUCAGAAAGUACCAGAGAUGUUCAGGGAGGAGCCGAAUUGACUAACUUCAGGGUGAAGACUGGAAGGAUGGGUCAGGAAAGCUCUCUGUAGGCAUGGGAAUGCUGGCAGACCCCAUUGUUCCUUUGCUGAGCCCUACCCACAAUGAGCCAGGAAGGGCAGGCAGAAACCAAACCUGAGAUCUCCAUUAACUUAGCUAACAUCGUUUACUCUGCCCUGGUGAUUUCCUGAGACCUUGUCCCACCCAACUUAAGCACACAAACCGAGCCUCUUCCAGCUGCUUUUCCACCCAAACUUCCUGCCUUAGCUUGCACUGCAGACUUUCCUAAAAUCUCUCAAAUGUCUACAAAUCCCAAACAAGCAGCAGCUGGCAUUAGUGUGCCCCCUACUUCUCAAUAAGUGGCCCCAACCCUGGCACGAGUGGUAGUUGGCCUCAGUUCAUAGCCUACCUCUCUUAGCACAGGUGAUAACCAACUGCAGAUCACUUUGUAGCUCCUACCGGUUGCCCCAAGCUGGGCAUAGACAGCAGCUAACAUGGGCCUCCACCAGAUCUCCUCCCAAGAGGCCCCAGAACUCACACUCACACACUUGGUGGCCAGCUUCAGACCAUACCAGAGUACCAUCUUUCUGCUCAACAAAUGACACACCAAAAGGGUGGACUCAGCAGGUACCAGAGUCCCAGUUAAGCGAAUCCUGCUCCAUAGGAUAAGCUCACACAAUAGCUCAUUCACUGUCACAGCCAGUCCUCAUAGCCAGUCAACCUGAGGGUCGAUCCCUCCAACUGACAUAGCAACAGCAAUUGAGGCUCAAUUACACAAGGAACACCCCUGGAGCACCUGGCUUAGGUGGUCAGGGAGUAUGCACCACUGGGCCCCCAGGACACCUACUAUAAGGCCACGCUGCCAAGACUAGGAGACAUA